UUUUUUUAUUUUUUUAUUUAUUUUUUUUGAGCUAUAUUUUUCAAAUACAGGAUUUGUGGACGAGCAUUUUUUUGCAUUAAACUUUUUGUUUUGUUUGAUUAUUCAUUUUCAUAUCAUAAACUUUAGCCAUACUUGUAUUUAUUCUUUCUUUGCUAUUACUGCUCAUACAAAAAAAUCCCACCAUGCGUAUUUGUCUUUUCUUUUCAUUCAUUGCCCUGAGUAUUAACGUCUCCAUGACGAGUCCAGCAUCAACAGCUGAUGAUACCUUGGCACUGGCAGCCAAGGCCAUUGCGCGUAUUGCUGGUGGAACUCCAGCCGGUCAAACAGACUUUGCCUCAUUGCAUUCCUUGAAGCCACAUCCCGGCCUAAUUGCGCCAAACGUCGUGCUGACAGCCGCCCAUUGCACUAUCUACAGCACAGAUACGUCCUAUAACGCGUCCAACUACAAUGUGUAUUUUACGCACAAGACGCCUGACAGCAGUAUGGCGGACAUGGGGUACUCCGUGGCUCAAGUCAUCCCUUACCCUAUUUUCACCAUGGCCACGCUGAAUCAUGACAUUGCGCUGCUUAUUUUGGAAAAAGAAGUUCCUGAGAGUGUUGCAAAGGCAACUAAAAUCUACACCGGUCCUAUUAACACUGGCACGCCGCUGAGGGCCGCUGGGCCCGCUGUCUACGCCGGUGACAAUGGAAACGCCACGUAUGUGCUGCUGGGAAUUACGAGUUACUCACCAAUUAAUGAUGGUAACCCCAAUGGAUACUGUGCUCAGAAGGAUGGCACUGGGUUUUACACACGGGCUUCUGCUUAUCUGCCAUGGAUUGUUCAUACUGCUGGUCUGACCAUGGAAGACUAUGACAAUAACAAUAGGGAGCUAGGAAACUUGGAUAGUGAGUAUAAUUAUCAGUUGCAAAGCACUGAGAGCGACUCGUCUACUUUUGAAAGCAGCUUAUCUGAAUUUGAAAACACCAUGUCUCUUUUGAAUGAGAGCAGCCAGUCUUCUGAAAGCAAUACUUCUGGAAGCAAGAGCAACCAACCUUCUUUAGUUAAAACCACCCAGUCUCAUGUUAGUGAUAGCUUCCAGUCUUCCAAAACCAAAAGCAGCUCUUCAGUAAGCAAUGCUAGCCCGACCAUUACCAAAAACAGCAAUUCGAUUACUUACAGCGGCCCAUUCCUAAACAUCACAAGCUUACUCGAGACUUAUAGAAAAACCAGUGAAAGCAAUGUUCUUCCUACAGGAUCUGCAUUCAGCAGCCCGAUGAACAUGAAAGUGGAAUCUACGAGUUCUUCUAAUGAAGCGUCAAACUCUGCUAGAAGUGCACUUGCAUUUGCAACUCGCUCGUAUUUGGUCUCUGGUAUAUUGGCCAUAUCUAUAAUUGUACUUUAAUAGGACAUGAACCAAGUAUUUUUUCAUAUUUAUCUAAAUAUUUUUUGGUAUAUAAACUAUAUAUGCAAACCAACAAUCAUUUUAAAUAAUAUAAAUUAAAUAGCGCGCACUCACCAAACUUG
Molecule: messenger RNA, 1504 nt
Organism: Kickxella alabastrina
Lineage: Eukaryota; Fungi; Kickxellomycota; Kickxellomycetes; Kickxellales; Kickxellaceae
Product: trypsin-like cysteine/serine peptidase domain-containing protein
Exons: 6
Coding region: 183-1382 (399 amino acids)
Biological process (GO): proteolysis
Molecular function (GO): serine-type endopeptidase activity
Source: RefSeq, a predicted model, not a curated record